Messenger RNA from Myotis brandtii (Brandt's bat), 5853 nucleotides. RefSeq names its product plexin A3 (gene PLXNA3). Gene Ontology annotation, biological process: positive regulation of axonogenesis; regulation of cell shape; negative regulation of cell adhesion. The record is from RefSeq and is a predicted model, not a curated record. The transcript has 31 exons. Gene Ontology annotation, molecular function: semaphorin receptor activity; protein binding. Lineage: Eukaryota; Metazoa; Chordata; Mammalia; Chiroptera; Vespertilionidae. Bases 169 to 5610 code for a protein of 1813 amino acids. Gene Ontology annotation, cellular component: semaphorin receptor complex.
GCUCUGGCAUGGUGGUGGGUGAAUGAGUGACUCCCACCGACUGUGGCAUGGAGCUUACCCUGCUGGGGGUCCCGGGGCAGAAAAAGAGCUUGCAGCCUGGGCCAGGGGCCUCUUACUUGGCACUCCCCAUCUCUCCUCAGGCUCUUUCCCGGAGCGCAGCCGCCGGCCAUGCCCACUGUCUGCCUCCUCCCGCUGCUCCUCCUUGCCAUGGGGGGGGCCUUGGGUGGCAGCAGGCCCUUCACUGCCUUCUCAGUGACAGACACCACACUCACCCACCUGGCUGUGCACCGGGUGACCGGGGAGGUAUUUGUGGGGGCAGUAAACCGAGUCUUCAAGCUGGCCCCCAACCUGACUGAGCUGCGGGCCCACGUCACGGGGCCCGUGGAGGACAAUGCUCGCUGCUACCCACCGCCCAGUAUGCGUGUGUGCACCCACCGCCUGGCACCCGUGGACAACGUGAACAAGCUGCUUCUCAUAGACUACGCUGCCCGCCGCUUGGUGGCCUGCGGCAGCAUCUGGCAAGGCAUCUGCCAGUUUCUGCGCCUGGAUGACCUCUUCAAGCUGGGCGAGCCCCACCACCGCAAAGAGCACUACCUCUCGGGGGCCCAGGAGCCCGACUCCAUGGCCGGGGUCAUCGUGGAGCAGGGUCAGGGGCCCAGCAAGCUGUUUGUGGGCACCGCCGUGGACGGCAAGUCUGAGUACUUCCCCACCCUGAGCUCCCGCAAGCUCAUCAGUGACGAGGACAGUGCCGACAUGUUUAGUCUGGUGUACCAGGAUGAGUUUGUCUCCUCGCAGAUCAAGAUCCCCUCGGACACCCUGUCCUUGUACCCCGCCUUUGACAUCUAUUACAUCUACGGCUUCGUGAGCGCCUCCUUCGUGUACUUCCUGACGCUGCAGCUGGACACCCAGCAGACACUGCUGGACACAGCAGGCGAGAAAUUCUUCACGUCCAAGAUCGUGCGCAUGUGCGCCGGGGACUCGGAGUUCUACUCCUACGUGGAGUUUCCCAUCGGCUGCUCCUGGCGCGGCGUGGAGUACCGCUUGGUGCAGAGUGCGCACCUGGCCAAGCCCGGCCUGCUGCUGGCCCAGGCCCUGGGUGUGCCGGCUGACGAGGACGUCCUCUUCACCAUCUUCUCACAGGGCCAGAAGAACCGGGCCAGCCCGCCCCGGCAGACCGUGCUCUGCCUCUUCACCCUCAGCACCAUCAAUGCUCACAUCCGGCGCCGCAUCCAGUCAUGCUAUCGGGGGGAGGGCACCCUGGCCCUGCCCUGGCUGCUCAACAAGGAGCUGCCCUGCAUCAACACUCCCAUGCAGAUAAAUGGGAACUUCUGCGGGCUAGUGUUGAACCAGCCGCUGGGCGGCCUGCAUGUGAUCGAGGGGCUGCCCUUGCUGGCGGACAGCACUGAUGGCAUGGCUAGUGUGGCCGCCUACACCUACCACCAGCAUUCCGUGGUCUUCAUCGGCACACGCAGCGGCAGUCUGAAGAAGGUCCGAGUUGAUGGCUCCCAGGACGCCCACCUGUAUGAGACAGUGCCCGUGGUGGACGGCAGCCCCAUACUACGAGACCUGCUCUUCAGCCCCGACCACCAGCACAUCUACCUCCUGAGUGAGAAGCAGGUGAGCCAGCUCCCAGUGGAGACGUGUGAGCAGUACUCGAGCUGCGCGGCCUGCCUGGGCUCCAGGGACCCGCACUGUGGCUGGUGUGUGCUGCAGCACAGAUGCUGUCGAGAAGGGGCCUGUCCGGGCGCCUCAGCCCCGUAUGGCUUUGCGGAAGAGCUGAGCAAGUGUGUCCAGGUGCGGGUCCGGCCCAACAACGUGUCAGUGACAUCGCCCGGGGUGCAGCUGACUGUGGCCAUACGUAAUGUGCCAGACCUCAGCGCAGGCGUGAGCUGUGCCUUCGAGGAGGUGGCGGAGAACGAGGCCGUCCUGCUGCCCUCCGGGGAGUUGCGCUGCCCCUCGCCCUCUCUCCAGGAGCUCCGGGCUCUCACCAGGGGACAUGGGGCCACGCGCACUGUGCGGCUGCAGCUGCUCUCCAAGGAGACAGGUGUGCGGUUCGCCGGGACCGACUUUGUCUUUUACAACUGCAGCUUCCAUCAGUCGUGCAUGUCCUGCGUUGGCAGCCCUUACCCCUGCCACUGGUGUAAGUACCGCCACGUGUGUACCAGCCACCCCCACGAGUGCUCCUUCCAGGAGGGCAGGGUCCACAGCCCCGAGGGCUGCCCUGAGAUCCUGCCCAGCGGGGACCUCCUGAUCCCAGUGGGUGUCAUGCAACCCCUUACCCUGCGGGCCAAGAACCUGCCGCAGCCGCAGUCAGGCCAGAAGAACUACGAGUGCGUGGUCCGGGUCCAGGGGCGGCAGCAGCGUGUGCCUGCUGUGCGCUUCAACAGCAGCAGCGUGCAGUGCCAGAACACCCAGUACUCCUAUGAAGGUGACGAGUAUGGUGACACUGAGCUGGACUUCUCUGUGGUCUGGGAUGGAGAUUUCCCUAUCGACAAGCCUGCCACCUUCCGAGCUAUCCUGUAUAAAUGCUGGGCACAGCGACCCAGCUGCGGCCUCUGCCUCAAGGCCGACCCCCGCUUCAACUGUGGCUGGUGCAUCUCGGAGCACAGGUGCCAGCUGCGUGCCCACUGUCUGGCCCCCAAGACCAACUGGAUGCACCCGAGCCAGAAGGGUACCCGCUGUAGCCACCCCCGCAUCACCCAGAUUCACCCACUCAUGGGGCCCAAGGAGGGAGGCACCCGAGUCACCAUCGAGGGUGAGAACCUAGGCCUCACCUACCGAGAGGUAGGCCUUCGGGUGGCCGGCGUGCGUUGCAAUUCCAUUCCCGCUGAGUACAUCAGCGCCGAGAGGAUCGUGUGUGAGAUGGAGGAGUCGCUGGUGCCCAGCCCACCGCCGGGGCCCGUGGAACUGUGUGUAGGCGACUGUUCUGCCGACUUCCGCACGCAAUCAGAGCAGCUCUACAGCUUUGUGACCCCGACAUUCGACCGUGUGCGUCCCAGUCGGGGCCCAGCUUCUGGGGGCACGAGGCUCACCAUCUCUGGAAGUUCUCUAGAUGCCGGCAGCACGGUCACAGUGAUCGUGAGAGAUGGCGAGUGCCAGUUUGUGAGGAGGGAUGCCGAAGCAAUCGUGUGUAUCUCGCCCGUUUCCACCCUGGGCCCCAGCCAGGCCCCCAUCACCCUGGCCAUUGACCGUGCUAACAUCUCCAGCCCCGGAGUUCUCUACACCUACACCCAGGACCCUACUGUCACUCGCCUUGAGCCCACCUGGAGUAUAAUCAACGGAAGCACUGCCAUCACUGUCAGUGGAACCCACCUGCUGACAGUCCAAGAGCCCCGGGUCCGGGCCAAGUACCGAGGCAUCGAGACCACCAAUACGUGCCAGGUUAUCAACGACACUGCCAUGCUGUGUAAGGCCCCUGGCAUCUUCCCGGGGCGGCCCCAGCCACGGGCCCAAGGCGAGCACCCUGAUGAGUUUGGUUUCCUGCUGGACCAUGUGCAGACAGCCCGCUCCCUCAACCGGUCCUCCUUCACCUACUACCCUGACCCCAGCUUUGAGCCACUUGGGCCCUCCGGCGUCCUGGAUGUCAAACCUGGCUCCCACGUGGUGUUGAAGGGCAAGAAUCUGAUCCCCGCGGCAGCAGGCAGCUCCCGCCUCAACUACACCGUGCUGAUUGGGGGCCAGCCAUGUGCACUCACCGUCUCGGACACGCAACUCCUGUGUGACUCACCCAGCCAGACGGGCCGGCAGCCUGUCAUGGUGGGUGGGGCGCCGGCCUCCUCUUGCUCUGCUCACUCUUCCUCCCUGCUCCUCCCAGCCUUUGCUGAGCUGCAGACAGACAUCAACGAGCUGACGAACCACAUGGACGUGGUGCAGAUCCCGUUCCUGGACUACCGGACCUAUGCCGUGCGCGUGCUCUUCCCAGGCAUCGAGGCCCACCCGGUGCUCAAGGAGCUGGAUACGCCCCCUAAUGUCGAGAAGGCUCUGCGCCUGUUCGGGCAGCUGCUGCACAGCCGCGCCUUCGUGCUCACCUUCAUUCACACAUUGGAGGCCCAGAGUAGCUUCUCUAUGCGGGACCGCGGCACCGUGGCUUCGCUCACCAUGGUGGCCCUCCAGAGCCGCCUCGAUUACGCCACAGGGCUGCUCAAGCAACUGCUGGCAGACCUCAUCGAGAAAAACCUUGAGAGCAAGAACCAUCCAAAGCUGUUGCUGCGCAGGACGGAGUCAGUGGCUGAGAAGAUGCUUACCAACUGGUUCACGUUCCUGCUGCAUAAGUUUCUGAAGGAGUGCGCGGGGGAACCGCUCUUCCUGCUCUACUGCGCCAUCAAGCAGCAGAUGGAGAAGGGCCCCAUCGACGCCAUCACGGGCGAGGCGCGCUACUCCCUGAGUGAAGAUAAACUCAUUCGGCAGCAGAUUGACUACAAGACGCUGACCCUGUACUGCGUGUGCCCGGAGAGUGAGGGCAGCGCUCAGGUCCCCGUGAAGGUUCUCAACUGUGACAGCAUCACCCAGGCCAAAGACAAGCUGCUAGAUGCCGUGUACAAGGGCAUCCCCUACUCCCAGCGUCCCAAGGCCGAGGACAUGGACCUGGAGUGGCGCCAGGGCCGCAUGGCCCGCAUCAUCCUCCAGGAUGAGGAUGUCACCACCAAGAUCGAGUGUGACUGGAAGAGGGUCAACUCGCUGGCCCACUACCAGGUGACAGAUGGCUCCUUGGUGGCACUGGUGCCCAAACAAGUGUCCGCCUAUAACAUGGCCAACUCCUUCACCUUCACCCGCUCCCUCAGCCGCUACGAGAGCCUGCUUCGCACGGCCAGCAGCCCCGACAGCCUCCGCUCUCGUGCGCCCAUGAUCACGCCUGACCAGGAGACGGGCACCAAGCUGUGGCACCUGGUGAAGAACCACGACCACGCCGACCACCGCGAGGGGGACCGUGGCAGCAAGAUGGUCUCCGAGAUCUACCUGACGCGGCUACUGGCCACCAAGGGCACGCUGCAGAAGUUUGUGGAUGACCUCUUUGAGACGGUGUUCAGCACGGCGCACCGGGGCUCGGCCCUGCCCCUGGCCAUCAAGUACAUGUUCGACUUCCUCGAUGAGCAGGCCGACCAGCGCCAGAUCAGUGACCCUGACGUACGCCACACCUGGAAGAGCAACUGCCUGCCCCUGCGCUUCUGGGUGAAUGUGAUCAAGAAUCCGCAGUUUGUGUUCGACAUCCACAAGAGCAGCAUCACGGACGCCUGCUUGUCAGUGGUGGCCCAGACCUUCAUGGACUCCUGUUCCACGUCCGAGCACCGCCUGGGCAAGGACUCACCCUCCAAUAAGCUGCUCUAUGCCAAGGACAUCCCGAACUACAAGAGUUGGGUGGAGAGGUACUACCGGGACAUUGCCAAGAUGGCAUCCAUCAGUGACCAGGACAUGGACGCCUACCUGGUGGAGCAGUCCCGCCUCCAUGCCAGCGACUUCAGUGUCCUAAGCGCGCUCAGUGAGCUCUACUUCUAUGUCACCAAGUACCACCAGGAGGUUCUCACCGCCCUGGACAGAGACGCCUCGUGUCGGAAGCAUAAGCUGCGCCAGAAGCUGGAGCAGAUCAUCAGCCUCAUGUCCAGCAACAGCUAAGGAUGGCGGAGCCGGUGAGGAGGGGGCUUCCCGGUCCUGGGUCGUCGUCCUGUCGAGAGGGGGGGCUCACGCCUGGGGCUCAGGGCUGAGCCCGGGAUUGGGUGGCGCAGGCCAGGUCAGCGGGCCAAUAUGCCCCCGAACCCCCUUCAUUAGUGCCUUGCUUUGGGCCCUGCAGGCGGGGAGGGGGUGACAGGACCUAGCCCCCCACCCCAGCAGCAGCAAUACCCCCAGCCUCCUGCCCUU